GUCAGCCCCGACGGAAACUUGCGUAAAGCUUAAAUACCGCGUGUGCCUCUCCUCAGACCGAAGGUGGAAGUGACCAACGCGUCCAAAGCAGGGGCAUCUCCGGCGCGCUCUCCGUCCUCUUUUCCUUUUUACAAAAUUCCCGACUCCCCUCCCGGUGUGACUCUCUCUAUCACGCGGCGCCAAGUGACCGACAAGUCAGCAUGCAGGUGUCUCUGGCCCUCCUCGUCUCCAGCUCGGCGCUCCUGCUGCUCCAGGGAUGCUGCACCGCCGUGAAGGGAUGGAAGGUACUAAAAAACGACGGCACGGAGAUUUUACCGGAGUACACAGAAAAUUCUCGGACGCCCCAGGAGGCAAUACUGCCGGCGUCCAACGGCAGCGACAACAACAACAACAACAACAACAAUAACAACAACAACAACAAUAACAACAACAGCAACACAGUGAAUAACAGGGCGAAAAACGGCGGAAGGACGGCGAACACCGUUUCUUUCAGUGCCUCGGAGCUGAGCUGCAGAGAGCUGCGGUCCACCCGCUACAUCACCGACGGAUCUUGCCGCAGCGCCAAGCCCGUUAAGGAGCUGGUGUGCUCGGGCCAGUGCCUGCCCUCUCACCUCAUGCCCAACUCCAUCGUGCGCGGCAAGUGGUGGAGGAACAGCGCCUCGGACUACCGCUGCAUCCCGGCGCACUCCCGGACUCGCAGGGUCCAGCUCCAGUGUCCCAACGGCAACACUCGGACUUACAAGAUCCGCGUGGUCACGUCCUGCAAGUGCAAGCGCUUCAGGCCCCACCACAACCAGUCGGUGGCCAAGGAGGUCCCGAAGGCGCAGCGCAACAAGAAGCGCCUGUCUCCGGGCCGGAGCAAGAACAACACGCCGCUGGUGGGCAACUCGUACUGAUGCUCCUCCGCGGCAUCCAGAGACCGAAGCGCACUCACACACACGCACACACGUUAACACAACACACCAACCAACAUAUCCCCCUUCAAAUAAAGAGGGGACGCAGUUUUCGAGGAGAGAGAAUUCAUAAGCUAAUUGCUAGGCUGACUGUAAGUCAUCAGCCUGUGUUUUUCUGUCACUUGACAGCGUUAUUUGUGAACUUUGCUUAUUUGCAUGAGUAAGUGUCAGGGCUUGCCGCGGCUGUGGCUAGUCAGGAGAUGCAGCGCCAUGAUGGAUAUUACAAAACACGAAUCUGAUCACCCCAACAGCUCUGUGGGCUCGGCUCUUCCUUCCACUCAGGCCGAUUUCUUUUAAUGAGAAGUCCUCCCUGAGGCUUUGAACCCAUCUGUACAAACAUCCAGCGGAUGCAGAACUACAGCUCUGUUUAAAGCUGAAAAGGUGUAUCCGCGCUCCAGAGUGGUUGUAAUCCGUCUCCUUUUCGACUGCGUUGUGUGUGUGUGUGUGUGUGUGUGGAGGAGACGGUGGAAGCUCUGGGGGUGUCUGACGGUGGGAUGUUGACAGGUUUUGAGAGGCCCUGGUGCGCACAGCGGUCCAGGCAGCCCGCUAAAGGCCUCCCUCGUCAGGAUAGCGCCGCGGCGCUCUCCGGGUCGGUUACAGAUUUCCCACAGCUAGAUGCAAAAAAAAAAAAAAAAAAAGUCAGGAGCGAAAGAGAAAGCAGCACUAACACCACCACAGGGCAUGGGGCAUUGCUGUGACUCCUCUUAAUUACUAAAUGAGCCCAUUCCUGUGUUAGGAUUUGAGUCAUAAAAAAGCCAUUUCCUCUAGACAUAGCCGGUUCCUGUUUGCUGGAAUCACACACAAAACAGUGCACAUGGCGUGUAGGAGGCAUAAAGAAAAUUUGCGUGGUUAUGUUGUUACCUAGGGGCAGAGAGCUCUCCAACACACCCACACUGGAAUUCUUUCGCUGCAGCGAUCAAACCAUCCCCAGCCAAAAAUCCAUCUGUCGUGUUAGCCUGCAGGAUUCGAGACACCUCCACUCCUCUCUGCGCCCAUUCUGUAAAUAGCUCGAGACGGGAACAAAAAUAAUGUUUUGCCGUUGUAUCGAUUAUCCAGCGAGGAAGAGGAAGCGGCGUUAUCUAGCCUGUCGCCGACAGACAACGCAGACCUCCUUCCUCAGCCCCAGAUUGGACUGAACUUCGCCGAGAUUAUCCACAGACAUUCCUGUCAGCACUGUGUUGUUUUUCCUGCUUGUAUUGCUUCCUGAUUUUUUUUUUUUUUUUUUAGUUUUGUCUUGUUUGUUUGUUUUGGGUUGUCUAAACUGUGCCAGCAAUGUUUGCCUCUUUUUCCAGCCGUGUGUGUUUUGAAAUGGCAACUGG
Molecule: messenger RNA, 2272 nt
Organism: Mugil cephalus (flathead mullet)
Lineage: Eukaryota; Metazoa; Chordata; Actinopteri; Mugiliformes; Mugilidae
Gene: sost
Product: sclerostin
Exons: 2
Coding region: 201-896 (231 amino acids)
Biological process (GO): negative regulation of BMP signaling pathway; negative regulation of Wnt signaling pathway; ossification
Molecular function (GO): BMP binding
Source: RefSeq, a predicted model, not a curated record